UGAAGCAUAAUAUACCAUUAAUGUUUUGUCCACAGGGCUGGGAUUGACUGGUGAAGUAAUUCCAUUCAGCACACAAAAAACCGAAUGGCGUCACAUCAAUGCCACAGAGAACUGGAACUCCUGGCUGCAUAGAUUCAAAACCUACAGAUGAAUGAAUGCGAGUAACUGCCUCUCGAUAAUUACAAAGGCUGCUCUGGCUUAUAUUGUGACACACUUACAGUAACAAGAGGAAAUUGUUGAACUUAUCCAUGGACAGUACUAACACAUUUACAACAGUUUUGCAAUGAGCAGAAAAGAGGCAAUGUUUGAAUGUGCCCUGAACUCACUUUCAGACAAAUCAACCACUAAUAUUGACAGUCAUUCACAGCAAAGAUCAAAAGAUUCCUAUCAUAGCAAAUUGGACAAGCAUAUGGAGAGGAGAACGCAUGGAAACAGAAAGGAAGACUACCAUCACCACAAUAGGAAGAAGAGUAAUCAAAUUUUGUUCCGGGGUUUUACUAAUCGAUAUACUAAAGAAAAGCUCAUAAAAGAAAUAUUUUUUAAGUCGACCUCAUUAGGGCUUUCAAGUUUUCUGUUAAAAAAUAAAGAACAUAUUUUGAAAACUGGGUGGCAAAGAGAAAUAAGACCUAGACAAAGGGAUUAUAGUAAUUUAACAUCAGAUAAUCCAAUUUCUGUCAAUUUCAAACACCAAAGUUCUGAAGAAGAUGCUGAUGGUGGGGAUUCUCAUUUACUUAAAAACUGUCAGCUGAGCUCUGAUAAGGUUUUAAAAGGUCAAAGUUUUGAUCUCGGUUCAGCUGGUACAUUUGGGUCACAGCAAGAAAUUCCUGAAAGUUACCUAUCACGGCAUCAAGUACCAGAAGACAGAUUUGUCACACCUCUUCAGACACCAGGGACAAGUAUGCCUGAAAAUUUAAUUAGUCCUUUAACUGCAAGUAGUUUGCUGGAGGGUAAUGAUGUUAACAGGAAGAAGGAAAUCAACUCAAAAUAUAAUAUACACCAUGAUACAGAGCUAUUAAAUACUCCAUGUAUGGAAGAAGAUUGUGGAAUUGGUGUGAAUAACAGGCUGACGAGUUGUGUGAAUGACAAAGAGGAUGGUACUACUGAUAAGCAGAGAAGUGUGAAUAACUGGCUGAGUAAGGAGGGCAAACUGAGUGAAAAUGAAAACAACAAUGACAUUGAGUUGAAAGACAAGAGGGUAAAACAUAAUGAGAAAGACAGGAAGAGUUCCAGAUCUCACAACCACAAAAGAAAGAAAUCAAAACACAAGAGAAGUAAUUCAGAUAAGGGAUCAGAAGAGGAGUCUCAAAGGUCCACUUCUAGCCAUAAUAAAAGAAAACCUAAACCUAAUGAAAGUGAAGAUAAACAGAGGAAAUCUUCAAACAGUCAGGAAGACAAUAAGAAAAGUGAAACAAAAAGGAAAACAUUGUCUAACAGCCAUGAAGACAAUAAGAAAAGUGAAACAAAAAGGAGGAAAUUGUCUGACAGCCAUGAAGACAAUAAGAAAAGUGAAACAAAAAGGAGGAAAUUGUCUGGCAGUCAUGAAGACAAUAAUGAAAGUGAAGAUAAACAGAGGAAAUCAUCAGACAGUCAGGAAGACAAUAAGAAAAGUGAAACAAAGAGGAAAAAAUUGUCUGGCAGCCAUGAAGACAAUAAGAAAAGUGAAACAAAAAGGAGGAAAUUGUCUGGCAGUCAUGAAGACAAUAAUGAAAGUGAAGAUAAACAGAGGAAAUCAUCAGACAGUCAGGAAGACAAUAAGAAAAGUGAAACAAAGAGGAAAAAAUUGUCUGACAGCCAUGAAGACAAUAAGAAAAGUGAAACAAAAAGGAGGAAAUUGUCUGGCAGUCAUGAAGACAAUAAUGAAAGUGAAGAUAAACAGAGGAAAUCAUCAGACAGUCAGGAAGACAAUAAGAAAAGUGAAACAAAGAGGAAAAAAUUGUCUGACAGUCAUGAAGACAAGAAAAGUGAAACAAAAAGGAGGAAAUUGCCUGGCAGUCAUCAAGACAAUAAUGAAAGUGAAGAUAAACAGAGGAAAUCAUCAGACAGUCAGGAAGACAGUAAGAAAAGUGAAGAUGAACAGAGGAAAUCAUCAGACAGUCAGGAAGACAACAAGAAAAGAGAAACAAAGAGGAAACAAUUGUCUGGCAAUCAUGAAGACAAUAAUGAAAGUGAGACAAAAAGGAGGAAAUUGUCUGGCAAUCAUAAAGACAAUACCCCCAUUGAGAAAGCUGGUGAAUGUAAUCCACAGGUUACCCCUGGACUCUCAGAUCAUAGUGCAACCAUAAGUAUCAAAAUGGAACCUGAAGAGAUUAUAUAUUUUCCAGAUAUUGUCAAUAAUGAACGAGAAAAUCAUGGACAUUUUUUAGAUACUUCAGGAGUUUAUGAUUCAUUAAAUGAUGAUAAAAGUUCCAUUCAGAAUGGUCUGGCUGAUUCAGACAUUAAAUCUGAAAAUGUCUUAAAAAUAGAAACUUUUGAGUCCAAGAAAACAAAUGAUGUAAUAGACUUAUAUAGGAAAAAAGAAUCUACCCUGAUGAUGUAUACCAGUCAGUGGUUGAGUGAUGUAGAUGAAAAUUAUGUAAGCACAGGUAAUCCAUUUACUGAUUUGUGUCAAUUUAUGCAGGCUAUGAACCUAGAUAUUUGGGAAGAUAGUGAAUACCCAGAAAUUUAUGCUUGGGAAGUGAACAUGCGAAGGAUGUUUGUGUCUUUGUUUACGGAGGUGGAUUUAGAAAAAUUUACUAGGGAUAUACAUAACAAUAUGAGAGAUUAUCCAGAUUUAAGCAAUUUUAUUUCUGUGUAUAAAUUAAUGUGAUUUAUUUUGUAUGGUUGUGCAGUAUUUCUUUAGCCACCAAAAUACAUUUAUAGCGACUGAGCAGAAUUGUAAAGAAACUUAAUAAAUUUACUUGAGUACGAUACUCAAGUAACAUU
This is a messenger RNA of Homarus americanus (American lobster), 2922 nucleotides long. Its product is annotated as homeobox protein 2-like. The coding region runs from base 284 to 2806 and encodes 840 amino acids. The record is from RefSeq and is a predicted model, not a curated record. The transcript has a single exon. Lineage: Eukaryota; Metazoa; Arthropoda; Malacostraca; Decapoda; Nephropidae.